Molecule: messenger RNA, 1878 nt
Organism: Corticium candelabrum
Lineage: Eukaryota; Metazoa; Porifera; Homoscleromorpha; Homosclerophorida; Plakinidae
Exons: 12
Coding region: 24-1799 (591 amino acids)
Molecular function (GO): metal ion binding
Source: RefSeq, a predicted model, not a curated record
CCUGCUCGUCUUUCAAUGUUGUGAUGUUUGUUGCUCGUCGUGACUCCGUCGACGAGAGCAACUGGACUGUCGUCUGCUCGGAAGUCAGUGCACUUGUCGACGAUCAUGAGGGAGCAGACCGAGCGAAGAGCACAGACAGAGAUGCUUAUGACGUCAGCUUGUUCAACCUGCAGACUGUGACGAGGAGACAUUGGAAGACGGACGAGACACGGAGUUGCUGUGCCAAUGAGAUGUGUGGGAAGAAGUUUACGUUGACGCAGAGGAGGAAGCACUGCAGGAGGUGUGGUGAUAUUUUUUGCUCUGAUUGUACUGGAUACAGGAGGAAGCUGAACAAGUUUGCUCAACCUGAUCCACUGAACGGUGAAAUGCAGCCAGUCUGCUCCUUGUGUUAUGAUCAAGGCCCACAGACAGUGGGGAUGUGGAGGUCAUGGACGUCGACAUUCAAUGCAAUGCGAAGUCAUCAGAGAGCAAGAAGGCAAAGCACUAGACAACGAUUAACGUCGUCACCGAGGAUUAACAGUAUUUUAAUGAGACGACAUCUGGCUGUCCAAGAUGAGCUACAGCGUUUGUUGAAGGGAUUUCAGUCAAAAGCUGGGACGCGGGUGAAGUCAACAGUUGUUGAGUUGGCUACACCACUGGGUGUCCCAGAUUGGCAGAAAUCUCGAUGUUGGGAGGAGAGUAGUGCGAUUUCAAACUGUACAGACUGUUUGUGCGAGUUUGGAAUUUUUAAGAAGAAACAUCACUGCAGGGUGUGUGGAUAUAUUUUCUGUGGUAAGUGUUGCACAUCGGAUCUCCUAAUUUAUCUCCCAGAGAAUUCAAAUUGUCAACCAUUGUGGGCUCUCAAUGGCAAGGAAGGAUGUCCUGAUAAGAAACCUGAUGUUUGUUUGCUUCUAAUGGUGUGUGUUAAAUGCUCGGCCGCUUUGGAAAAAUUGAAAUGCCAAGAACUGUUUUCUUCUGUUGAAGAGGAGGAGAAUGCUUUGUCAAGUAUCAGUUUGCUGCACAGUCGCUUACUGAGACUGCAAACACAAUUGGAAGAAUCCAUACCAAGGUAUCAAGAUGUUGUUGAUGAGCUGAAAAUUGGGGAGACGGGUCCUACUGCUAUGCCAUCUGAUCCUAAUUUUAUCAAGUUGUUAGCGAAACUGCAGGGAGACAUAUCUGACCAUAUGACAAACUUUGCAGUUUGUCUCCAACGGAUUAAGACAAUCAAGCCAUCGACUUCCACACAACAGUUACUGAGGGGACGGAUUGCUAAAGGAAAAGUUGAUUUCUACCACAACCAGCAAUGUCGAUUCCGCGGAUUGAAGGUUUUGCUACAAUCUCAUGUUUCUCCAGAGCUACUUGAAAUGGUGCAAGAUGAGAUGGAUUUUAAGUCUAUUCAAUCAGCAUACAUUAUAAUCAGACAGAUGGCAUUGGAAGUGAUUCGGCUGGCUGUCAGGCACAAAUUGGAUGAGGACAUUCCUUACUUAUGGACAGGACCAGAAGAAAUAUGUGGACGUGAGUUUCAGCGAGUAGUGGAGGAGAAAGGAGAGUCAUGGGAAAGCCAGGCAGGGCAAAUCGAAGCAUUACUGAAGAUCCAAAUGGAGAAUCACUGCCUUAUUCGUCCUUCAAAGAAACUUACUCAACGGUUGGGUAAACGUCACGUGAUCCCAUUCAUGCUUACAAGGCUGGAGGCGUUGCUGUUGCAGACGGCCCGACAGCUGGAAACUAAGACAUCUGCGAAGAAGUAUAAAGAGACGAAGAGAAGUAUUCGAGACUUGCAAGUGGCAAUAAGUCGUUUAGCCCAGAAUUGUACUCAUUAGUGUCAAUCGAUCACUCAUCGGGAUUUCUUAUUGUACACAAUAGUUGUGAGUCGUUCCUGCUAUAAAUAAAGUAGUAAAU